Molecule: messenger RNA, 1047 nt
Organism: Fusarium pseudograminearum CS3096
Lineage: Eukaryota; Fungi; Ascomycota; Sordariomycetes; Hypocreales; Nectriaceae
Exons: 1
Coding region: 1-1047 (348 amino acids)
Source: RefSeq, a predicted model, not a curated record
AUGAUGCACCCACUCUUCGGCGUGCAACCAGCAGGCUCUCUGCCCGUCACAUAUCCUCACGAGGUGAUGCUAGACGAUUACACACAACAAACGGCAUGCUCUCAGACGUCAAGGAGGCUUUCACGAAGCUCCAACGGACAGCGUUCUGGAGGAAGUGCUAUGAGAGUCGCCAAACCUUCAAGUGUCAACAACAGCCCUCGAUCGUCUAGCCUUAUGAGUCGACGCAAGACUCUCAUGAAUGACGGCAACUCUCAACGACGACAGCAACAAAUCAUUGAACAACUUUCUUCAUUCUGCGAUAUGCAGUCACAACAGCCCUGCCAACGAUCCUCGCGUCCCGUGAGCUGGCACCCGAGUUCCUAUGGACAAACUUCAACACAGCAGCACAUGCCUGCCUUGGCUCCAAACUACUCGCCUGUCGGCCAGCAAGAUCUGUAUGGAAACUAUUCUCACUACUCACCUAUGAUGAGUUCAACUUCGUGUGGCACAUCCCCUCUGGCCUUCUCUCAUCUCCCACUACCAUACCAGUCUGCCGAUAAUAUGGCAUACAACCCCUACCAAGGAGCCUGCAUGUCACAGCAUUCACCAGCUGGAUCUUUGGCGAUGGACGCUCGUUCAAUGCCGGCUACAUCUGCUCCUGUCGAAUCCACAUACGGCAACGGGUGGGAUUGGAACAGCUUUAUCAUGCAUGGAUUUGGCUCAACAACGCCUCCCACACCAGAAGCACUUCCUCAAAGCCAAUUGUCGCAGCCUGCUGUCUCUGAGGAUAUCCAAUACCAGGCUCUCGACGAUGCUUCGGAAGAAGAGGGCGAGAUCCUAGUUGGAAUGGGCCUCUACGAUGCCCCAGAAAAAUUCAACGAGGACCCACAGUUGAACAACUACCGAUCCACCGUAUCAUCUCUACUUGGUUCAUCGUUCAGAAGUUACGAGCCUAGCGGCAAGGGCUUGAAACUUGAGGAAACAUGGGAACCUCCCAAAUCCGAUGACGAAGAUGAGGACGACGACGAAGAGGAGGAGGAAGAAGAGAACAAAGACGACGGAGAGUAA